GGGUGGAGUAUGAUUUCACCUAUGCCUGGAUUAGGGAAUUUUAGGAAUGAAAUCGGCAUAAAACAUGAUCAUAUGAUAAACGUCGACUAUCUUAACUGCUAGUUUCAGUCAUUGGGAAGACAGUGUGGAUAGACAGUGUCUUAUGGCGGGACUGUCGUACUUAGUGUUCCGGUUUUCGGGGACUGCUGGUCGGACUUACGGGGUGUUUUCUAAGGGUUUAACGAGGACUUUGUUGAUAUUUUUUGAUCUUGCGUGGAGACUACGAAUCAGAUUUCCAUACCUCUACCUUAUUGCAUCUAUGAUGUUCAAUGUGCGGUUACAGGUUCACAUUGAAAUACACUAAUAAGCAAAAUGAACCAUCACAUCUCAAGACUUGGUUCUUCCCAACUAAUUUAAUUACAGACAAUGGAAUGUCGGCUUGCUCACAGCAAGGGUCAAGGGACUAUGAAGAAGGCCACUUUGACAGAUGCUCUUUGUAAAUACAAAGACAACAUUAUGAUCCUCCACAGUGAUCAACAUCACAUGGAUGUCUGACCUGUCAACUCUCACUGCUUCUUUCUGUUGAUGUCAGAGAUGUUUGUCCACUGUGUUGUGAAAAGAAUCUACUCUAGUGAAACUGGAUUUUCAUGAAGUGUCGUGGGCAGAGAAGCUGACAGAUUCCCUACCAGGACUGAGCUGAAGAAAUGAAGGUUCAUGGCAUGCUUUUGGAAUUUUCAGAUCUGGAAAAUAAUGAUGCUCUUUCCUUUGUUCUUAUCUCUAAGGGGACAAACUGGAGCAUUAAAGUUUAUAGAAUUUUCUGGAGAUUUCUGGACAUAUUCACGGCUCCUCAGCUGCUCUCUAGGGGAGCAUUUAGCAGGAUCUGUGAGUGGGGUUAUGUACAAUGUUAAUUAUUAAUUUUGUAAGGAAAACAAACACCUCAAGGUACAAGGUUUUUUUUUUCUGGUCACCUAUGUUCAGCUGGUUUCUCAACCUUGCUUAAA
Messenger RNA from Chanos chanos (milkfish), 980 nucleotides. It is a transcript of the gene smim10l3, whose product is annotated as small integral membrane protein 10 like 3. Bases 143 to 343 code for a protein of 66 amino acids. Lineage: Eukaryota; Metazoa; Chordata; Actinopteri; Gonorynchiformes; Chanidae. The record is from RefSeq and is a predicted model, not a curated record. The transcript is spliced from 2 exons.